Choloepus didactylus (southern two-toed sloth) is the source of this 1745-nucleotide messenger RNA. Its product is annotated as cytochrome P450 4F3-like. NCBI's taxonomy places the organism in Eukaryota, Metazoa, Chordata, Mammalia, Pilosa, Megalonychidae. Bases 102 to 1697 code for a protein of 531 amino acids. The transcript is spliced from 13 exons. The record is from RefSeq and is a predicted model, not a curated record. Gene Ontology annotation, molecular function: oxidoreductase activity, acting on paired donors, with incorporation or reduction of molecular oxygen; heme binding; iron ion binding.
GACCAGGAACAAAGACGUCCCAGGAAGAGGCAGGAAGAGGCUGCACUGGACAAGCCUCUUCUGAAAGAAGAACCUCACCCUCUGACCCGACUUUCCUGAGGAUGCUGCUGCUGAGCCAGUCAUGGCUGGGACUCGGGUCCAUGGCCCCCUCCCCAUGGCUGCUCCUGCUGCUGGUCGGGGCCUCCUGGCUCCUGGCCCAUGCCCUGUCCUGGGCCUUCACCUUCUACAAGAAGUGCCGCCGCCUCCAAUGUUUCCCACAGCCCCCAAAACUGCACUGGUUCUUGGGUCAUGUGGGUCUGGUCAACCCCAACGAGCAGGGCUUGACCACUCUGGCUCAGCUGGUGGCCACCUACCCCCAGGCUCUUUUGUUCUGGCUGGGGCCCAUCAUCCCUGUCAUCACUCUGUACCACCCAGACGUCAUCCGAUGUGUCACCAAUGCCUCAGUCUCCAUAGCACCCAAAGAUGUGGUCUUCUACAACUUCCUGAAGCCCUGGUUGGGGGAUGGGCUCCUGCUGAGUGCUGGUGAAAAGUGGAGCCGUCAUCGCCGCAUGCUGACACCUGCCUUCCACUUCAACAUCCUGAAACCCUAUAUGAAGAUUUUCAAUGACAGUGUCAACACCAUGCACGCAAAGUGGCAAUGUCUGGCCUCGGAGAGCAGUGCCCGCCUGGACAUGUUUGAACACAUCAGCCUCAUGACUCUGGACAGCCUGCAGAAAUGUGUCUUCAGCUUUGACAGCCACUGCCAGGAGAAGCCUAGUGAAUAUAUUGCAGCCAUCCUGGAGCUCAGUGCCCUUGUUGCAAAACGGCACCAGCAGAUCUUCCUGCACAUGGACUUCCUGUACCACCUCACUCCUGAUGGGCGGUGCUUCCACAGAGCCUGCAGGCUGGUGCAUGACUUCACAGAUGCCGUCAUCCAGGAGCGUCGCCGCACCCUCCCUGAUGAGGGUGCUGAUGACUUCCUCAUGGACAAGGCCAGGACCAAGACUUUGGACUUCAUUGAUGUGCUCCUGCUGGCCAAGGAUGAAGAUGGGAAGGUAUUGUCUGAUGAGGACAUCAGAGCAGAGGCUGAUACCUUCAUGUUCGAGGGUCAUGACACCACCGCCAGUGGUCUCUCCUGGGUCCUGUAUAACCUUGCAAAGCACCCGGAGUACCAGGAUCGCUGCCAGCAGGAGGUGCGAGAGCUCCUGAGGGACCGUCAGUCAGAGGAGAUUGAAUGGGACGACCUGGCCAACUUGCCCUUCCUGACCAUGUGCAUCAAGGAGAGUCUGCGGUUACACCCCCCAGUCCCCGUCAUCUCCCGCUGCUGUACCCAGGACGUUGUGCUCCCAGAUGGACGAGUUAUCCCCAAAGGUGUCAUCUGCCUGGUCGACAUUUUCGGGACCCAUCACAACCCAUCAAUCUGGCCGAACCCUGAGGUCUAUGACCCCUUCCGCUUCGACCCAGAAAACACCCAGAAUGGGUCACCUCUGGCUUUCAUUCCCUUCUCAGCUGGGUCCAGGAACUGCAUCGGGCAGACGUUCGCCAUGACCGAGAUGAAGGUGGCCCUGGCGCUCACGCUGCUGCGCUUCCGCGUCCUGCCCGAUGAGACCGAGCCCCAGAGGAAGCCGGAGCUGAUCCUGCGCGCGGAGGAGGGACUUUGGCUGCAUGUGGAGCCGCUGGGUGCUGGUCUGCAGGGUUCCACCGCCACAAGGCCUUAGAUCCAUCCCUGACCACGUCCGCCUUCCUUGGCAUAUUCCCAAUAAAAC